Messenger RNA from Schizosaccharomyces octosporus yFS286, 1665 nucleotides. Its product is annotated as GABA-specific permease. Gene Ontology annotation, molecular function: transmembrane transporter activity. NCBI's taxonomy places the organism in Eukaryota, Fungi, Ascomycota, Schizosaccharomycetes, Schizosaccharomycetales, Schizosaccharomycetaceae. The coding region runs from base 1 to 1665 and encodes 554 amino acids. The transcript has a single exon. Gene Ontology annotation, cellular component: membrane. The record is from RefSeq and is a predicted model, not a curated record. Gene Ontology annotation, biological process: transmembrane transport.
AUGGCUAGCCAAAGCUCAGAUGCAUCGUUUUCAUACCCUAAAGCCUCCUCGAAUCCAUCCUCUUCUUUGGGAAUCCACGAAAAGGCAAACUCUGGCUUCGAUAUUGAGGUGGGUGCUCCCGAAAAUGACACGGACAACCCAGAGGACUUGGGCAAGUUGGGAUACAAGCAAGAAUUCCAUCGUAACUUGUCCUUAUUCAGUGUCUUUUCUGUAUCCUUCUCAUUACUAGGAUUAUUACCAUCCGUCGCUACAACCAUGACCUAUAACCUCGGCUACAUUGGCUCGCCUGGUCUUGUUUGGGGUUGGAUCAUCGCCAUUGCUCUCGUAGAAUGCGUGGCACUCAGUAUGGCCGAACUUUGCUCCUCCAUGCCUACAUCUGGUGGUCUCUAUUACGCUGCUGCCGUCCUCGCUCCUGAGGGUUGGGGUCCUUUUGCUUCUUGGGUUACCGGCUGGUCUAAUUACCUCGGCCAACUCAUUGGCGGCCCUUCCAUUAAUUACUCUACCGCGUCCAUGCUUCUCGGUGCCGUUUCCGUCGCCCAUCCUUCCUACACACCAUCCAACUACCAGCUCUUUCUAGUUACCCUCGUCAUUACCGCAGUCAACGCCUUCAUCGCUUCCUUACCCACCAAGCUCAUUGCCCGCUACAACUCCUUCAGCACUUACCUAAACACGCUCUUUUUCCUCAUCACCUUCAUCGUCAUCUUGGCUUUUGCUGGCAAAAACCACGGUUUCAACGAUUCUCAUGCCGUCUGGGGCGACAUCACCAAUUAUACCGACUGGCCUGACGGCUUUGCCGUCCUAAUGUCCUUUUGUGGUGCUAUUUGGACCAUGUCUGGUUAUGACGCUCCUUUCCACAUGAGUGAAGAAACCGCUAAUGCCAGUGUUAACGCCCCUCGCGGUAUCGUCCUUACUGCCACUAUCGGUGGCCUAAUGGGUUGGGUCAUGCAAUUGAUCAUUGCCUACACCAUGGUCGAUCAAAAUGCUGUCGUUCAUACCGAUUCUUCCAUGUGGGCUACUUACUUGUCUCAAGUAAUGUCCCAAAAGGCCGCCAUCGCAAUCAUCUCCCUAACUGUCGUUUCCUCCUUCAUCAUGGGACAGGGAAAUGCCACCGCUUGUUCUCGUAUCGCUUACUCCUACGCCCGCGAUGGCGUAUUGCCGUUCUCAGACACAUUUGCCAAAGUUAACUCCAAGACCAAAACACCAGUAAACGCUGUCCUUUUGGAUUUUUGCUUCCAUGUAUGCGUCUUGUUUUUAAUUUUUGCUGGCGAAGUCACAAUUGAUGCCGUGUUUUCCGUUACCGCUAUCGGUGCUUUUGUCGCAUUCACUACCCCCAUUUGUAUGCGUGUCUUCUUCAAAGAUAAUAAAUUCCGUCCUGGUCCUUGGAACCUCGGCAAAUUUUCUCGCAUCAUUGGUGCUUUUUCAUGCUUUUUCGUGGCCCUCAUGAUUCCCGUGCUGUGCUUCCCUACUGUUAAAAAUCCUGCUCCAAAGGAUAUGAAUUGGACUUGCCUCGUAUUCGGUGGUCCCAUGAUGUUGAUUAUUCUUUGGUACGCUAUUUCUGCCAGAAAAUGGUUCAAGGGUCCUCGUAUAGGUGGCAGCGAUCCUUAUAUUGUUGAAGGUGUCGACCCCGUUCGUUCAAUUUCUGCAUCCGUCUCUACUAAAAAGUAA